Molecule: messenger RNA, 909 nt
Organism: Nematocida homosporus
Lineage: Eukaryota; Fungi; Microsporidia
Exons: 1
Coding region: 1-909 (302 amino acids)
Source: RefSeq, a predicted model, not a curated record
AUGUCAAAAAGAGAUUCAGAUAAGACACAUCUUCUUUCAGAUUCAGAUAACAAGAAACCUGUAGAUUAUACAGACGAACCAUUAACGAAGAAGUCCAAGGCAACUACAACAUCAGAGGACUGGGAGAAGAUUCCUCUUCUCGCUAGUGAAUCACAAGAUGUGUUUAUCGAAAUGAUGGAUGAUUCUUCAGAUGAUAAUGAUGGUGGGAAUGGGAAUAAGAAAAGAAGAGAUGAAUCGCUCAGACAGAUGAUCAAAGAAUUAUCCAACCAUAGGAAGGCGGCGUAUUUGGCAACUGUUGCUUGGUGCACUAGUUUAUCAAUGGUUUUGGUUAUAGUGCUAGCAAGUAUAGUUGGAGUGCACCAUUCCUAUGUACUACUUGAUAGAGAAAUCACAAAUGCUCAACUAAUUGCGGCAACGAUAAAGCUUAGUGUUCUCUUUGUCCUUUUCUUGACCGCUCUGCUUGUUGGUCUCUUCUAUAUGCUACGGCAACUGUCGAUCGAGAAUGAGGGGCAUUCUGUAAAGUAUCGAGUGAAGAAGUAUCUAGUUUUGAUUUCUGGCACUGUAAUUUCAACCAUACUUAUAUCGACUGGACUAUGCUUGCUUAGAACCGCUUUUAUCAAUGUUACUGGAGCCGAAACUGGGUUCUGGAUUAUUUUAAGCUUCCUUGGUGGUUUAGGUGCCUUCGGAUAUUUGUUCAUGAUUGCUAAGCUCUUUAUCAAUCUUCGGCCUUCAACAAGAAUUAGAGUAUUAUUCUUGAAGAUCUUCCUUCUACUUGCCGUAACAGCGCUCAUGAUUGUGGCUUUAGUCUGGGGAUAUUAUCUCUUAAAGAGUCUCGGAUUUAAGCAUAAGACAUUCUUCUCCAUUUAUGAAGGCAUUGGGUUUGAUGUCGGAAGUCGGCACACUUGGUAA